Molecule: messenger RNA, 956 nt
Organism: Monosiga brevicollis MX1
Lineage: Eukaryota; Choanoflagellata; Craspedida; Salpingoecidae
Exons: 5
Coding region: 66-956 (296 amino acids)
Cellular component (GO): mitochondrial outer membrane
Molecular function (GO): ATP hydrolysis activity; ATP binding
Source: RefSeq, a predicted model, not a curated record
AGGGCCGCACGAUUUUGAAUCGCUUGAAGCGCAAAAAUGUCAAACUUUCGGAACACGAGGCACUCAUGGCAAGCGAUAUCAUUGAUCCAGAAGAUAUUGACGAAGACUUUUCUGCUGUUGGCGGCCUGCAGCAAACCAUCGACAUUCUUCGUAAUGAGGUCGUCCUUGCGCUUUCACCCAGUAGUGUCUACGGGGCCUCCAAGCUGCUCAAGCCUCCAAAGGGCUUGCUUUUGUUUGGACCUCCCGGCUGUGGCAAGACGAUGCUGGCGCGUGCCUUAGCCAAGGAAUGCGAUUGCUGCUUCAUCAACCUCCGCCCCUCCUCUUUUAUGGACAAGUACUACGGCGAGAGCACCAAGCUGGUGGAGGCCGUGUUCUCCUUGGCCCGCAAGCUGGCUCCAACCAUUAUCUUUAUCGAUGAGAUUGAUUCCUUCCUCAACUCCCGCAGCAGCAUGGACCACGAGUCAUCUGCUGUGAUCAAAGCCCAGUUUAUGACCUUGUGGGAUGGCUUUGUACAAGACCCAACCGCCCAAGUGGUGGUGGUGGGCGCCACCAACCGACCUACAGAUGUGGACCGUGCCAUCUUGCGUCGGCUAUCUCGUACUUGCCACAUCGGCCACCCAGAUGAGCGUCAGCGCCACCAGAUCCUGCAAGUCAUUCUGCGCGACGAGUUGCAGCACCGCGAUCUGGACCUUCGUCGACUGGGCGCAGAGACCGGCGGCUACUCGGGCAAUGACCUCCGCGAGCUUUGUCGCCUUGCUGCCACUCAUGCCCUGCAGGCUGCACAGUCGCGCACGGUACGCUUACGCUUGCACGCCUUCUUUUGCUUUACUUUUGCUCUGAGGCUCUACCUGCCCUUGUCAUGCCAUACUCAUGGUGGUGUGCCUUCAGACGACGCCCUUGCAGAAGCUACCUGCGUUGCGUAUGGCCGACUUUCAAGCAGCCCGCCGCGCGGUUGA